AUGACAGAGCAAAUACAGCACACUGUAGUGACCCCCCCUACGCCGACAAAGCCGGCAAUGUCAAAUGAUGGAGUUGAAGAUGACAUCACACCGAUAUCACUUCUUCCGCUUCUCCGCAAGAAAGGCUACAAAUUCUCAUCCUAUGCCCGAGAAGACCAUGGGAAUGCUCUAUACUGUGUAACAUUUUGCGAUGUUCUACCUAUCUAUGAGCGCAUGUUUGCGGUGGCUGGCGGCAACCGAUUAACAGUAUACGAAUGUCUGGAUAAUGGUGGACUAGAUGUGAUUCAGGUGUAUUGCGACGGUGAUCAGGAGGAGCAGUACUUUACGGCAGCGUGGACAGUGGACGUGCUCACAGGAUCGCCGCUGCUGGCAGCUGCGGGAAACCGCGGACAUAUCAAAGUGAUUAAUUGCAUUACGCAGUCGGUGCUGAUAGUGUUGUCUGGACACGGCAAUUCAGUGAACGAGCUCAAGUUUCAUCCAGUAGACCCAAGCUUGCUAUUUUCGGCUAGCAAGGACGAAUCAAUUCGUUUGUGGAACUCACUUACGGGUGUUUGUGUCGCAAUUUUUGCUGGUCAUGUGGGUCAUCGUGACGACGUAUUAAGUCUAGAUAUUCACCUGAAAGGCUCAUGCUUUGUAUCGUCUGGCAUGGACAAUACUGUCAAAAUUUGGGAUUUGGAGGAUGAAGUCGUCCAGACAGCAAUCAAGAAGUCAUACACGGAGCCUCGACCAAAGGAUCGUCCAUUUGACACCAAAUUUAUUCAAUUUCCAGCUUUUUGUACCAGUAAGGUGCAUGCGGACUACGUCGACUGCGUGCGUAUGGUGGGCGACUUGAUUUUGUCCAAAUCCACCGGCAAUAAAGUAAUUUUUUGGAAGCCAAACCCGUCGCGAGGUAAGGACGCUGUUACUGUACUGCGCGAGUAUCACUACAAGGACGCAGACUUGUGGUUUAUGAAAUUUGGACUUGACUCGCUGCUUGAGGUGAUGGCUGUGGGCAACAAGAAAGGAGUUGUGAGCGUUUUUGACCUGGACGCUGAGCAGGAGCGGGCGGUAUGCAAGCUCACUCAUAAUAGCUGCAAAAGCACGGUGCGUCAAGUGUGUUUUAGCAAGACUGGACGGACGAUUAUCACUUGCUCAGACGACGCGACGGUCUGGCGCUGGGAUCUGUUCUAA
Messenger RNA from Plasmopara halstedii, 1170 nucleotides. Its product is annotated as dna topoisomerase. Gene Ontology annotation, biological process: negative regulation of transcription by RNA polymerase II. NCBI's taxonomy places the organism in Eukaryota, Oomycota, Peronosporomycetes, Peronosporales, Peronosporaceae. The record is from RefSeq and is a predicted model, not a curated record. Gene Ontology annotation, cellular component: ESC/E(Z) complex. The transcript is spliced from 3 exons. The coding region runs from base 1 to 1170 and encodes 389 amino acids. Gene Ontology annotation, molecular function: nucleosome binding; protein binding.